Molecule: messenger RNA, 2835 nt
Organism: Adineta ricciae
Lineage: Eukaryota; Metazoa; Rotifera; Eurotatoria; Adinetida; Adinetidae
Source: the annotation of a GenBank genome assembly
AUGAAAUCGAUUGAUAAUUAUGUGAUCAAAUCAUCUGCUCUGGCAUCAAUCAAUCGGAUCCAGCAACAACAAGAACCGACAAUCAUUGAUCUUGAAAGUGAGUCCACGUUGACGUCUCCAUUCAUGUCUUCACCAAUUAAUGUGAACAACAAUUGUAUCGAAAGAAAAGGCCAAAUUAUACAUGGUAUGUCGUUCGAACCGUCAUCUUUGAAACAAACAAAUAAACGUCGUGCAGCUGGAUAUUUAUCUCAAUGGGAAAAAGAACCUGAAACAUAUUAUCGAACACUGAUAUUGAACUCAUUAAAUGAAUUACAAGAGAGCCGACAAUGUUGGCUUCGAAAAAAAGAAGAUGAAAAUGGUAAAAUUACGAUUGGGUGUUUUCUUUGCAACAAAUAUCGAAUGAUAAAGAAUGCCAAUGGACGAGUGAACCCAUGGGCAACUUACGACUACUCUGUGCUAGCAUUGAACAAAAUCAAGGAACAUGGAUUAUAUAAUGAAAAGCAUGCUGAAGCUCAACAGCUUGAAUUAAAUUGUAAAUCUAAAGUCCAGCCUGAUUGGGAAACAACUCAAUCCAGAACGAACACAAAACACCAACAAUCGAUUGAAAAUCUUAUGUUCAGUGCUAUCUUUAUUUGUCAGCAGGACUAUCCACUUAACAGCUUUGAAACGUUGUGCAAUCUACAAGAAAAGAAUGGAAUCAAUCUACUUCCUGCAGAAGUAUCUGGUGUUAGUUACCGUAAUGACUGUGCGGCUUUAUGUUUUCUUCAACAUAUUGCUCGAAUUUUGCAUCAAGAGUUAGUUGAAAAACUAAAUCGAAGUCCUAUACUAGGCUGGAUGAUGGAUGAAUCGACAUCUCGUACUUGUGAAAAAAGUUGCAUUGUUUAUGUUCGUUAUGUGGAUAAUUACGAACAAAAAACUGAUUUCUAUGGUUUGAUGAACAUGAAUGGAGACGGAUCGAGUCAAAAUAUUGUCGACAAACUGGGUGCUUUAUGGGAUGAAGAUGGAAUAAAUGUGAGAAAAACAUGCUGGUUAGCUACGGAUAAUGCUUCGACAUUUACAGGCAUUCACAAUGGUGUUGCUGCUAAAUUGAAAAAGAAAUAUGGAAUUGAUUAUCUUGAACUCAAUACUUGUGCUGCUCAUUCAUUCGCACUCGUCGGUAGCCAUGCUGGGAAAGAAUUGAUCGAGGAUGGUACUAAUCGUGUGAGAACUCGAGAAGACGUGGCUCAGUUUGAAUCAAAUUUGGGACAAAUUUACAACUUUUUCAGUCGUAGUGCAAGUCGCUUAUCAACGUUGAAAUAUUGGCAAAAUUUUCUUGAUCUUCCGGAACUCAAAUUCAAACAUCUGUUUGAUAUUCGAUGGUCAUCUAUUCGCGGUUGUUUGAAACCCAUCAUCAGUAAUACUGAGCCUGGUCAUCAAGCCUUGUUUGCUACCUUGAAACAGAUUUCUGAGGAUCAAGAUUUCAGUCUUCAAGAUCGUGAAAAGGCACUCGACUUAUAUAAUUCCAUUCUCAACGAUUCGUUCCUAUUUUAUCUUCAUUUUCAUCAUGACUUACAAGAAUGUGUGUCGGGUGAACUGACAAAAAUGAUGCAAGAUGAUAAUAUUUCUUAUACGAUUUUGAAGGAAAAAAUUCAGGAGAAAAAGAGUGUAUUGAACGGAUGGUUAUCGACUACGCCACCAUUAACUUUUGAUCAACACAUUGACAAUAACUCGAAUUCAAUGACCUCAACACAUGCCUAUGCUUGGGGUCCGUCUUUAUCCCAAUACAUUCAACUUACAUCAAAUAAAGCUUACGGUGCUUUCUUUGUUGAUACAAAAAAUCGAAAAAUUGCCGAAGAAAACUGUCACUUUCACAUCGAACGCUUUCUUGCAGAACUCGAACGACGUUUCUCUACAUCCAAGGUGCAAGAAGGUUUAAGUAAUUUAUUUGAUCCAGCAUAUAUGCAUAAAAACGAACAACGUGUUCGUCAAGUCGGUUACGGGCGUGAACAGUUAGCCGUCCUCUCGAAAAAGUAUCAUCUACUCGAUAGCUUUGAUUCACAGAAGGUUGCCACAGAAUGGGAAUCUCUACGUCCAUCAUUAAUUUCAUACAUUGCUGUUGAUGGGAAAACAUGUUCGAGAAAAUUAUUUUGGAAAGAAUUCAUCUUGCUGCAACAAUCAAUUCAUACCAACUUUAUUAACGACUACAAAAAUAUUAUUUUGUUAUUAAAUAUUUACUUGAUCUCCCCGACAAAUUCGGCCGAAUGCGAGCGUGGUUUCAGUGCUGCGAAUCGCAUACAAACAAAUGGUCGUUCGAGACUCAUGAUUGACACUCUGAAUACUUUACUGGCAGUUCGUCUGCUUUUACCCGAUGAUAUUCGAAGCAAAAGAUGUCAUCAAGUUGUCGCGAAAUCAUUUGAUCUGUGGAAUGAUCCAGAUGAGAACCGCCGGUGGAAACGAACAAGACUGUUAGUAGAUGUGCCGGACGACUAUGAGCCUGAAAGGCAAACUCGUGAAAGUAAUACAAAAAAAAGAAGAGCUGAAACAACGAAAAACCAUGCUCUCAGUUCAAGUAAACCGAAAAGACCAAAAUCGACAGCCGUGAAAUGUGCCAAUAAUUGUCGUCGAACGAUCUCAUACGAUGACCCAAUGCAACGAGAUGCCAUCCAAUGCUGUCAUCAAAAUGAGUAUUAUUCUUGGAUCAAUGAUAAUGAAGGAUGUUCCCGGUGGCUUUGUAAUUAUUGUCGAAUUAAGUUAUCAAUUCCAACAGAUUCGUUAACUUGGUUUUGCGAUGAUCACGUCGAUAUGCAUACAGAAGAUGAUAGUAUUGGAAAAGAACAAUCACCUGAACUGAUUUAA